Talaromyces stipitatus ATCC 10500 is the source of this 1893-nucleotide messenger RNA. Its product is annotated as PP-loop family protein. The transcript has 3 exons. Gene Ontology annotation, biological process: tRNA processing. The coding region runs from base 1 to 1893 and encodes 630 amino acids. Lineage: Eukaryota; Fungi; Ascomycota; Eurotiomycetes; Eurotiales; Trichocomaceae. The record is from RefSeq and is a predicted model, not a curated record. Gene Ontology annotation, molecular function: ATP binding; ligase activity, forming carbon-nitrogen bonds.
AUGGCACUCCCCUUCAAACAUGGAAUGUCAGCGCCUAUAACGGCACAACAAUUUUUCAAGAGUUUCCGAGAAGCAUGGACGAAUAUCUUACCUCGGUAUCAGCGCCCGCCGCUGAAUCAUAUACCGCGCCGAAUAGGUAUCGCGGUCAGUGGUGGCCCUGAUUCCAUGGCUCUGGCAUACCUGUGUAAACAAUUGCAGGUCACCCGGCCCGAGCUCGAAUUGGAGAUGAAAGCAUUUGUUGUUGAUCACAAAUUUCGCGAAGAAAGUACUGAAGAAGCCCACAAGGUGUCAUCAUGGUUAUCCAAUAUGGAUAUCCUAUCAGAGGUAUUAACCCUAGACUGGGAAGCAGGGGAAACCCCAAAAAAGAAAAUGGCCUUUGAAACCCUAGCCAGAACAAAACGUUAUCAAGCACUGGGCAAAGCAUGCUUUAAGAACCAACUCAACACCUUAUUGAUAGGUCACCAUUUGGAUGACAAUGUCGAAACAGGAUUAUUGAGGAUGACACCCACGGCAAAACUUGAAGGGUUAGCUGGUAUAGCCCCCGUGGCACGUAUUCCCGAAUGUCAUGGAUUGUGGGGAGUAUCUGAAAGCGGAUCAUUCGAGACAAUACGAGGACGGCAACGGAGCUUUGAAUUUGAUCUCGACGAGGGCAAAUUGACUCAUUUCUCAGCGGAUGAUUGGAGUUUUACCAUGGCCACCGGGGGUAUAUUGCUUUGUCGACCGCUUCUACCUUUUUACAAAGCUAGUAUUUUGGAAACCUGUCGGGAGGCUAAUGUGCCCUAUGUGACGGAUCCGACGAAUUCUGAUCCUACGCUUACGAUGCGGAAUACGAUUAGGAGUUUACUUGAAUCUGAUAAAUUCCCACGUGCCCUUCGACCUGCUUCAAUGAGUGCGUUUUUGGCAAAUAAUCGCGUCUCCCUUCUUGAUAUCAUGAGUGAGACGGAUAAACUCCUUCGGGACUGCCAACUAUUGAAAUUCUACCCCAAUUCCUCGACAAUGGAAGUCAUAUUUCCGACGUUACCUGUUGAUUCACCAGAUGCGCAAAACAUUCGCAUCCUGGCUGCUGCACUCCGUCGUAUCACGAAUUUGAUCACUCCGCGUCCCGAAUUGAAAAAUCAAGCUCUUAGACUAUACGAGAGAUUCGCACAGGAUAUAUUUACAGGUCAGCAGAGAGACGAUUUCACUGUCGCGGGUGUACAUUUCAAACUGCAGGAAUCGCCUAAUAAUAAAGAGGGUGGUGUGCUCUUUGACAAUAUAUGGCACAUUUCGCGAACGCCGUUCAUGACGGGACAAGAACCUGUCCUUGAAAUCGAUAAUUUGAGCGAUGAAUGGUCUGCCCCGGUACUAUGGGAUAACCGUUUCUGGCUCCAGUUCCGACUCCAUCGCGAAUCAUCUGAUAAGCCGGAAUCCGGCUCUGCAGAAGCUGCAUCAUCAUCUGAUGCAGCCGCCGAUAAAAAUAUCUCAGAAUCCUACAAUCCACGCAUCACAAUCCGCCCCGUCAAGAAAGAAGACAUGAUCCACAUAAGCCAAUACUUAAAACGAAUCAAGAAAAACUUCCAAUUUGCGAAAUGGGCGCCGAGGAAUUCCCGCUUCACAUUACCCGUCAUCACAACAACGACACCAUUGCCAACUAACCCUAACAAGACCAUCGCAAUGAUAAACAGGAAAAGGAGAAAGACUGGUAUAUUGAAGAUUCAAGGUGAUGUUCCUCAAGAACGGUAUAUUGGGUUACCGACGUUGUAUUUCAUGGAUAUGCAGAGUCAGGAGGGGGAUGUUGGGGUCAAGGUUCAGUGUCGUUGGUGGUAUAAGCAAGUUGAUGCUGAGGCGUUGAAGUUGAUGAGUUGGCUGGCUGAGGAUCAUCAGGAGGUUGCUGGAUAUCAUGCCCAUUACUAG